AGAAGUAGUGUAUCCGUGGAAUAAGGAAGGUGCAGUUGAUAUGCGGACUUUAUCCGAUUAAGUUGAACAGUAAAUUUAUUAGUUAAAAUUUAAGCGUCCUCCCGGUAGUGUCGGAGGGAGAUUCUUUUCAGUUGUUCCAGAAUUAUGGAUUCAGAAGAGGAGACACUUUACGACGAUGUUGACUCUGGGAACGAAUCAAGCGGGGAUGAUGUUGACUUUGCAAUGGAAGUUGAGACUAGUAACCCAAGAGAAAGACAAACCGAAGUAGAGGAAUAUCCAUUUGAAGUUUUGUCAACGGAAGAAAUUGUACAGCAUAUGGUAGAUUCUAUCAAAGAAGUAAAUACUGUAGUGGAGAUUCCAGCGACCACGACACGAAUUCUGUUGAACCAUUUUAAAUGGGACAAAGAAAAGUUAAUGGAAAGGUUUUAUGAUGGAGAUCAGGAUCAGCUGUUCUCAGAAGCGCGUGUUAUAAAUCCUUUCCGGAAGCCAGCUGUAGUUAAUAGACCAAAAGUUAAGCCACCAAGAAGAACAUCAGCAGCUGACACUGAAGAAUGUGAAAUCUGUUUCAUGGUUCUCCCCUCAUCUAUGAUGACUGGGUUGGAGUGUGGACAUAGGUUCUGCACACAGUGUUGGGGUGAAUACCUUACUACAAAAAUUAUGGAGGAAGGUGUAGGGCAAACAAUAGCAUGUGCUGCUCAUGGAUGUGACAUCUUGGUUGAUGAUGCAACUGUUAUGCGUCUUGUCAGAGAUUCCAAAGUGAAGCUCAAGUACCAGCACCUUAUUACAAACAGCUUUGUUGAGUGCAAUCGGUUGUUAAGGUGGUGCCCAUCUCCAGACUGCAAUAAUGCAAUUAAAGUGCAGUAUGUGGAAGCACGGCCUGUGACUUGCAAGUGCACUCACACGUUCUGCUUUGCCUGUGGUGAAAACUGGCAUGACCCAGUCAAAUGUCAUCUACUUAGGAAGUGGAUUAAAAAGUGUGAUGAUGAUUCUGAAACUUCCAACUGGAUAGCAGCUAAUACAAAGGAAUGUCCAAAAUGUAAUGUGACCAUUGAAAAAGAUGGUGGCUGCAAUCAUAUGGUGUGCAAAAAUCAGAAUUGUAAGGCCGACUUUUGUUGGGUUUGUCUUGGUCCGUGGGAACCACACGGCUCAUCUUGGUACAACUGUAAUCGGUAUGAUGAGGAGGAAGCCAAGGCAGCCAGGGAUGCACAGGAAAGAUCACGAGCUGCACUUCAACGAUAUUUGUUCUACUGUAAUCGGUAUAUGAAUCACAUGCAGUCACUCAAGUUUGAGCACAAACUAUAUGCUUCUGUUAAGGAGAAGAUGGAAGAAAUGCAGCAACAUAAUAUGUCGUGGAUUGAGGUGCAGUUCCUCAAGAAAGCUGUUGACAUUCUGUGUCAGUGUCGGCAGACAUUAAUGUACACCUAUGUCUUCGCAUACUACUUAAGGAAAAAUAACCAGUCUGUAAUAUUUGAAGAAAACCAAAAAGAUUUGGAGAGUGCUACGGAGACUUUAUCAGAAUAUCUGGAGAGAGAUAUUACCUCAGAAAAUCUGGCAGAUAUUAAACAAAAAGUGCAGGAUAAAUAUAGAUACUGCGACAGUAGGAGGAAAGUUUUGCUGGAACAUGUCCAUGAAGGUUAUGAGAAGGAUUGGUGGGAGUACACAGAAUAAAUGUGACUGAAUGCAUGUGUGGAACACUUACAUUUGUUAUUAGUUACGACAAAGAAUUUACUGCUUGUGAUCGUGCGUCCGAAUAGCAGAAAGGAAGACUUGUGUAGUUCUCUCAGGUUCAAAUGACUGGCGGUGUACAUUGCUGGGUAUUAGGUCUGUUCCCAAUUGAGUCCCUGUAGUGGUUCCAGACAGCAGUAUCCAGCUUCAACGAGAAUAUAAACAGGGCACCCGGUGAGCUUCAGCACACUCAUGGAGUGGAAAUUUUUAACAGUUAAAAGCAAUAUACAACGUUAAUUUCUUAUGGGAAUUACGAAGAGAAGAAAAUUGGUGUAAUGAACAUCAGAUUAGCUCAUGGACUUGUUAAUAUGAUGAAGUGACACAGUCUCACUGCAUGUUAGUUUUCAUCAUGGAUAUUCUUUAUUCAUCCAGACAUACCAUGUACCUUUUCUUAGGUAUUAAAUUGUACAUAAAUCCUCUGUUUACAAUGAAAGUUUUGAUUGACUGGCACCACUAAUAUUUUUUCUUGAAAGGUUUGUUACAUUUUUGUGUGGUUAAACAUCAACCUACCAGGCCCUGCCUUGAUAAAUGUGAUUUUAACAGCCAUUUGGUUGUAGACUUAAAUAAGAACAUAUGAUUGAUGCUAGUAAAGUGUUCAGAGCUUUUAGUCUGCACCUUGUAUGCAGACUCAAAUAUGGCUGCAACAAUUAGUUGUGCGCAGAUGAAAGUGAGUUAGGACUCAGACAUACUAUCUAACAGAUUUGUAAUCUGUUGAGAGAGUACUGCUGUAUUGUCCUACUUAGUAUGUGAUACUGCAGUGAUUUCAAGUGUUUGUUCCAAACUAUUUAUUUAAUUUUACAGAUACAGUAGGUUUUCUGAUUCACUGAGCGCAAGUUGUAAACAUGGAUCUGCACACUUUCUGUAGAAGUAUUUGAUAUCAUUUGAAUUAACAUUUACUUGCAGAAAUAAAUUACUGUCAAUACGCAAAUAAAUUUUAAGAGUUUAGAAUUAUUCAAAUGCCGUCUGACUGAUAUUCAGAAAGAAAAAGCAGGUUUAAACAAAUUCAAAGGCAGAUUAGGUGCAAAGCAUCUGAUCAUUUAGUGACGAUUCUUUUUAUGCAUAUACAGAGCAUUUAAAAUAAUGUAUAUAAACUUUUCUCUUUAAAUUAUGAACAUAAUUUGAACUUCAAUCAGGAAUAUUUUGAAUUUUAUGCAAAAUCAUGGAGCUGUGAAACAAACCAAUUAUAAUACUGAGAUGCUUGCUAUUUUGUGUUCUGCAUGAUUUAAUUUAUGCUAAUAUAAUUGUAUAUCAUUUUUGCAUAAUUAUUGCUAAAGAUGCUCUGUUUGAAGUACCUUACACAUAUAUUGCAUCCAGAGGAGUAAAGAAGAACGAGUUUUAUGUGGUAACAACAGUACAGAAUUACAUCCAGUGAUGGAACUUUCAUUAAUUUUAAGUCCAGUGUCUGAUUUUUGACAUUUACCUGUGACGUAUACUAAUUCAAAGUUAUACAGUGUCAGUCAUAACUUUACAUAAAAUAUUAAAUAAUUUGGCACUUUCUCUGGGUUGCCUACCAAUGCCUAAAAUUUAGUACAUUCGGUGUGUAACUUUAUUUGUUACAAGAGAGAGUAUAACACUUUUGUAAGUUUAUUGUAACUGGUGCGCCAUUGUUUGUACAACUUAUUUCUUUUGAUCAUAUAUUUUUUAUCCAUAUUUUUUAAGCAACAACAAAUCCACAUGAAUAAUUCACUCCAGAAAGGACUGAAUGAGUAUAAUAGAGGUCUGCGCUCUGGGUUUUCAGUUUCAAAAACAUAUGCUGUCUAGAUAUCCCUCAAUGCAGUCAUAUUUUGUAGCAGGCUAGAGCCUUGAGAAAAUAUGAAAAAGUAAAGAAGUUAUAUUGUAAAUUUGUAAAAUUAUUAAUUAUAGAUUGCCGUUUAGUUUGUGUGUUCUUUAAUUCAUAACUCCUUCCUCAUAUGACUGAGUAAUGUAAAUAUAGGGCUAAAAUAUCAAACGGUGCUUUCUGAUAAUUUGUUCACACAUUUCUCUUCAACAGUAUGCCAGACUUCUUUGUUUCUGGGUCAUUUUCUCAUAUAUGCUGAAAUAUGGAAUGAAACAUAUAUUAUUGGAUAAAAUAUGGUCAGAAUAUACAGUGUGAUUCAGAGUCCUAUGCCCAGACUUUGGGAGCCGGUUGGGGAGAUAAUUUGGAGUAGAAAAUGUAAAUAAAUUAUAACAAUUAUUGAGUUUUUGGACAUUGUCCAUCAUCAUGUUUAUUUUAAACAACAUUUUGGAGACUGGAUAUCUGGAGAUAGGGAAUAGCUUUGUCAAUAUGUAUAUAGGAAUUAAGUGAACCGUCAACACAACAAAUAUACUUGCUUUUAAUGUUUUACAAUUCGACUUUUAUAUUCCUGCUACAUGUUUCAGUCAUACAAGACCGUCAUCAGGGAGUUAUAUAUAGCAAUAUGUUUAGUUAUUGAACUACCGAUAUAGAUCCAUACCAGUGCGAUGUGUCAUAUAUGGCAUAUGUGUUUUGUCUCGGCGUACAUAUGUCCGGUGUGUUCUACACUAUGCAUUGGUUUGACACACACAAAGUGCAGAACGCACUAAACAUAUACACCCAGACAAAAUACAUGUCAUAUUUUAUGAUCAUAUAACGAUACAUAUCAUGAAGUAUGCACACCUAAUAUACCACACAUUAACAACCAGUACAUCAUACUCGUUCUUGCAGAUAGAUACUUGUCUCUGGGCUCCACAAGCAGGCUUACUACAUAGAAAUCUUCUAACACCAAAGACUACAAAUGACAUAGCAUGCCCAAUUCUACACUGUAGCACUGGAACCUUAGUAAUAAAUUGGCAUACAUGUUUCUUAACUUCCCAUACUUAGUAGUUUAAAUAUAUAUUUUUUUAAAUAUUUUUUAAUAUUUUAAUAUUUCCAUAAUAUGUGGUUGUUCAUAAGUCCGUUAAACAUUUUGAAAAUUUACAAUAAAUAAACUACACAAUGGAUACCAAAUGUUAUUACACUGAAAUAGAGAUAAACUCACCAAGUUUUUUUACAUAGUUCACAGAUGCUCAGUGUGUCUACCUUUGCUGAUACAGCAGACAUCUGUGCGAUAAUUCAUGUUGUCCCACACCUGUGUCGGCAUAUCACAGGUGACCAGAGCCACAGCAGUGGUGAUACGGUUGCGAAGAUCCCUGAUAUUAGCAGGAAAUGCAGGCACAAAGACAGUAUCCUUCACAAAUCACAAGAAGAAAAUGUCACAUGGGGUUAAAUCUGGGGACCAGGGUGGCCACCGCAUUAACAUGUCAUCUUUUGUCCUGUGUGCCCUAUCCACCUUUGUGUCAAAAUUUGAAAGAGAUACCCUCACACGUAGUUGUUGUAGUGAACCGGACAGCCAUCUUGUUUAAAGAGGUCAUCAUUACUAUCUUCAUUCAACUGGGGCAUCAGCCAGUUUUCCAACAUGUCCAAGUAAAUCAUCCCAGUGACUGUGGGCUUUGCAAAGAAAAUUGGUCCAUAAACCUUCUUUUUUUAAAUUGCACAGAAGACAUUCACCAUAGGCGAAUCUCACACAUGCUGUAUGACUACAUGGGGAUUUUCAGUCCCCCAGAUGCGCACAUUGUGCCGAUUCACCUUUCCAGACACCUGGAAAGUUGCUUUGUCGCUAAAGAUGAAUGAGUCUAAACCUUCAACUUCAAAUCUCUCUUGCAUUUCAGUGCAGAAAUUAAGACGCACAACUCUGUCAUUAUUGCUGAGAUGCUGAUGCAGCUGAAGCCUGUAGGGUUUACACUUGAGUCUCUUACGGAUAAU
Messenger RNA from Cryptotermes secundus, 5464 nucleotides. RefSeq names its product E3 ubiquitin-protein ligase arih1l (gene ari-1). Lineage: Eukaryota; Metazoa; Arthropoda; Insecta; Blattodea; Kalotermitidae. Gene Ontology annotation, cellular component: ubiquitin ligase complex; cytoplasm; nucleus. The record is from RefSeq and is a predicted model, not a curated record. The transcript is spliced from 10 exons. Gene Ontology annotation, biological process: positive regulation of proteasomal ubiquitin-dependent protein catabolic process; protein polyubiquitination; ubiquitin-dependent protein catabolic process. The coding region runs from base 145 to 1668 and encodes 507 amino acids. Gene Ontology annotation, molecular function: ubiquitin protein ligase activity; zinc ion binding; ubiquitin conjugating enzyme binding.